This is a messenger RNA of Cylindrotheca closterium, 978 nucleotides long. The record is from the annotation of a GenBank genome assembly. Lineage: Eukaryota; Bacillariophyta; Bacillariophyceae; Bacillariales; Bacillariaceae.
AUGAGCGGUCGAAGAAGCAUGGAUCAUCAAGAUGAAGAGGAAGAAGAAUUGUUCAUUCGAGUGACAGCUCCAGCCACCUUGGAAGAAGGAUAUUCGUUUGACGUUUUGGUAUCAGGAGAACCAUUUACCGUUCAUGUUCCUCCUGGGGGAGUAAAGGAAGGAGAUGAAUUUGAUGUUCUUUACGACCGUGCCCCAAGGUACUUGCGAGAGAGCCAUGGCCGGGCAAAUUAUCAUCAUGACGAGCAGGAGGAGGAAGCAGGAUACGGCAACAACGAAGCAGAAGAAGAGGACGAAGAUGAAACACAUCUCAGCAAAGAUGGAAAUACGUUGAUUGCUGGGAAAGAUGAAGAUGAUACGUAUCUUACCAAAGAUGGUGAUACUUUACCGGCUCGUACGCUCACUUUGAGUGACGAGGAGGAAGUGGCUGGUGAAGACGACAAGACCAUCAAGACUUGGUUUGACGAGGAGACAGGAGCUCCCAUUGGACGAUGGAGAACCAAACUCUGUAGCUGUUGGGAUGUGAUCACACAGUCAACCUUUUGGAUGGCUUGUUGCUGCACUCCUGUCCUUAUUGCACAGCUCAUUCAUCGAUUUCAUUUGACUUGGACUGGUUUGGUAGGGGAUGUUGCCGACACCCAGCUGAGUUACAAUCGAAUUGUUAUUGGAUUCCUCGUCGCCUUGGGCUUCUGGAAGGUCCCCGGAUUAGGAGACCUGAUCAUGACCAGCUAUUGGGUGUUUGUCGUGGUCUAUAUUGGCACUCAAGUCCGAGCGCACAUGCGCCAAAAAUACAAGAUUCCAACCACCUUGCCAACGAGGUGCUUGAAACGUCACGAAGACUGCUGUUGCAUGACCUUUUGUGGAUGCUGCGCCACGAUUCAAAUGGCGAGGCAUACACACGACGAUAAAGAAUAUCCAGGCCACGGUUGCACCACCACUGGAUUGGGAUUCGAUGCUCCCCCUAUCAUGGCAGACGUUUGA